This is a messenger RNA of Exserohilum turcica Et28A, 1184 nucleotides long. RefSeq lists its product as uncharacterized. The transcript has 3 exons. Lineage: Eukaryota; Fungi; Ascomycota; Dothideomycetes; Pleosporales; Pleosporaceae. The record is from RefSeq and is a predicted model, not a curated record. Bases 57 to 1067 code for a protein of 336 amino acids. Gene Ontology annotation, molecular function: protein binding.
CUGCUUCGUGACGAUUACUCACCUUUCUUGUUGCUGUUCGGUAAUCGCUUUCAAUCAUGGAUUUCCUCAAGAAGAAGAUGAAGGAGCUGAUGGACGAUGACGACAAGAAGCCAGCUGACUCUCAGGCUGGUGGGCCCCCAGGCGGUGCGGGCCCUGGUGACCGCUCACUUUCCGACUCGUACUACAACCAGGGCGGGCCACCCCAGGGCCAAGGCCACCCUCCUCAGGGAUAUCCUCAACAACAGCCGUAUGGCCAAGGUCCGCCUACUCCAGGUCAGGGAUACCCGCCACAGGGCCAAGGCUACCCUCCUCAAGGCCAGGGAUAUCCGCCACAAGGCUACCCUCAACAACAGCCGUACGGCCAAGGUCCGCCUACCCCAGUAGGUCCGCCAGCGCCUUAUGGAGCGCCUCCACCAAUGCCACCUGGCUGGACCCAGCAAUGGGACCAGAACAGCCAGCGCUGGUUCUAUAUCGAGCAGGCCACUGGACGCUCCCAGUGGGACCCACCUUCGCAUCUGCCACCAGGCCCAUAUGCUCCUCCAGCCGCUGGUGCGCCCUAUGUACCGCAGGCUGGUCACGAUGAGCGUGCCUUGUUUGGAAACACGCAGGGUCAUCAAGGACACGAUUACACUGCGACCGGACAGGCUACAAACGAAGCCGAGAAGAAGAAGGGCCAUUCUACUGCUCUGCUCGCUGCAGCCGGUGUCGGAGGUCUCGCGGCCGGUGCCGUUAUUGGCCACCAACUCGCCGAUGACAGUAGCGACGACGAAAAGAGCCAUGCUGCCCCGCCACCGGCAGCGGCAGCGGCAGCAGCAGCAGCACCAGCCAUGGCUGCUCCUCCCGCUGACCCAUACGGGUAUGGCGCCGAUCCCUACAGUGUGCCUCCUCCGUCACACCCCUACGAGGACGCUCCGGCGUUUGAAGAGCCUCCUCCAGUUCCUACUCACGAUGCAGACGGUGACUCCAUCUCAAGUAGCGAUCGUGAGUCGAUGGAGGAGAAGCGCCAGGAGCUCAUUGAGGCGCAGGAAGCGUAUCAAGAGGAGCUUGAAGAACAUUACGAAGACUAACGCGCGUCGGUGAACUUGUGGAUUGCUGUUCUUUCGUUUUACCAUGCAACACGAGGGGUCACAAUGUAUCUUAGAUAGAAAUGAAACCACUCGAAAAAAUACGAGUCUUGUCCUAGC